Messenger RNA from Arachis ipaensis, 1007 nucleotides. NCBI's taxonomy places the organism in Eukaryota, Viridiplantae, Streptophyta, Magnoliopsida, Fabales, Fabaceae. The record is from RefSeq and is a predicted model, not a curated record.
AUGAAGCACAACACCAACCAGAAAUUAUUCCUAGUAUUUUCACUCCUAAUAUAUAGUAUAGUAUAGUGAAGAGAUUAAACAAUUAAGGGAAUAUGAAGAGGAACAGAAGCUUCUGUCAACUAUUUUUGCUCUCCUUUUUGGUGAUUGUGAUGACUAUUAUCACCUUCUCUAUAAUCUCAGUAGAAGCAAGGAAGAACAAUCAUCGCCAGAACAUGAUUAACAAAAGACUCCCCAAACGUCACACAAGAGGGAGAGCCACAUCACCAUCGCCAUCUCCGUCGCCGUCUCCGCCAAUGUCCACCAACACUUUUGACAUUAUGUCCUUUGGCGCAAAGGGCAAUGGAAUUUCUGAUGAUUCACAGGCACUUGUAGUUGCAUGGAGAAGUGCAUGCAAAGUUGGUGGUGCUACAGUUUUAGUUCCAUCUAAACUCAAAUUCCUUCUAAAACCCCUCACUUUACAAGGCCCUUGUAUGCCAGAUCUCACUCUUCAGAUUGAUGGAACUCUAGUGGCUCCAGAAGAGGCAUCUUCAUGGCCAAAAUCAAGUUUAUAUCAGUGGAUAAAUUUCAAAUGGCUACAAAACUUCACACUCAAAGGAUCUGGAACUCUUGAUGGCCAAGGCUCUAAUUGGUGGACUACUUCCUCCUCUUCAGAACCUUAUAAUUAUGAGACCCAGAAGAGCUACUCUAAACACAUUCCAUACAUGAAGCCAACUGCUGUGAGAUUCUAUUCUAGCAACCAUAUAACAGUUCGUGAUAUCAGAAUCCUAAACAGUCCCUUAUGCCAUCUAAAAUUUGAUAACUCAAAGGGGAUUCAAGUUACCAACAUUACAAUUUCUUCCCCACAGAAUAGCCCUAACACUGAUGGAAUUCACUUGCAAAACACACACGAUGUGCAAAUUCAGCACUCUGAUAUUCAAACUGGAGAUGACUGUGUAUCCAUCCAAACCGGUUGCUCUAAGGUUCAUGUCCACCAUAUUAUGUGUGGCCCAGGCCAUGGUAUAAGGUAA